AGGCCCCCGGGAACUUUGACAGCCCGGAUCUUCCUGACCAUCGAGCAGAUCACGAUGCUGCCGCCUCCGGCCGUCAUGAACUACAUCUUCCUGCUGCUCUGCCUGUGUGGCCUGGUGGGCAACGGGUUGGUCCUCUGGUUUUUCGGCUUCUCCAUCAAGAGGAACCCCUUCUCCAUCUACUUCCUGCACCUGGCCAGUGCCGACGUGGGCUACCUCUUCAGCAAGGCGGUGUUCUCCAUCCUGAACACGGGGGGCUUCCUGGGCGCGUUUGCCGACUAUAUCCGCAGCGUGUGCCGAGUCCUGGGGCUGUGCAUGUUCCUCACCGGCGUGAGCCUCCUGCCGGCCGUCAGCACAGAGCGCUGCGCGUCAGUCAUCUUCCCCUCCUGGUACUGGCGUCGGCGGCCCAAGCGCCUGUCAGCUGUGGUGUGCGCCCUGCUGUGGGUCCUGUCCCUCCUGGUCACCUGCCUGCACAACUACUUCUGCGUGUUCCUGGGCCGCGGGGCCCCGGGCGCGGCCUGCAGGCACAUGGACAUCUUCCUGGGCAUCCUCCUGUUCCUGCUCUGCUGCCCGCUCAUGGUACUGCCCUGCCUGGCCCUCAUCCUGCACGUGGAGUGCCGGGCCCGACGGCGCCAGCGCUCUGCCAAGCUCAACCAUGUCAUCCUGGCCAUGGUCUCCGUCUUCCUGGUGUCCUCCAUCUACUUAGGGAUCGACUGGUUCCUCUUCUGGGUCUUCCAGAUCCCGGCCCCCUUCCCCGAGUACGUCACCGACCUGUGCAUCUGCAUCAACAGCAGCGCCAAACCCGUCGUCUACUUCCUGGCCGGGAGGGACAAGUCGCAGCGGCUGUGGGAGCCGCUCAGGGUGGUCUUUCAGCGGGCCCUGCGGGACGGCGCUGAGCUGGGGGAGGCCGGGGGCAGCACGCCCAACACGGUCACCAUGGAGAUGCAGUGCCCCCCGGGGAACGCCUCCUGAGAGCCCAGCGCCUGGAGGAGACAGGGGCAGGAAGCAGCCUCCGGGACCCUUUGCCUUGGGACAGGGAUGGGCACCUGCCUCUGAGUCCACAAAGGAGAAGAAACAUGUGUUUCCUCUCCUCGGGCCUCCUUCUCCCUGGGCUGGGGACUCCAUGGGUGGCCGGAAGACUGGACAGCCACCUGCAAACAGAUGCUGUGGUCCCUGCCCGGCUCCCUCAGCCAUUCUGCUCCCCUAGAGACCCGUUGUACAGAAGUUGCCCCUAGGUGGUGGGGGCCCCCCUUGCCCCAGGCUGCUCGGUAAAUGUGAGGAGGUGGUCACCCAGCCCAGCCACCUCUGCCUCUUGGGUCAGCCCUCCUUGACCGUGUCCCAGCCAGCGCCAAGCCAGCAGCUCGUCCCUGCCAUUCGGGAUUGUUCCCGAGGUUCGAUCCUCUCAAGGCAGCAUCGGUGAACAAAUCCGAAGGAAAUGGUGUCUGGAAGAAGGUUCUGGUUCACAUGCCUUGUAGCUAAGUCUUUCUGCAGACAACUUCCCUGCCCUCGGUCAAGUCAUUUGGUGACUUUGAUGGGGGGGAUUUCUGGUCACGUCAAGGUGCUGGAGACAGGAAGAACCUUUGGCCGCCUUGGGUCGUUGACCUGCCUUUUCUGACUCUGGGGCGGGCCAGUCCUGGGCUGCCUCCGGGAGCGCUCAAGGUAUCCCGCAGGCCAUGAGGACCCACUGGGCAGCUCCUGGACAGCCUCUUGGCUCCAGCCCCCACCCGAAAGUGGACACUGGUUCCGCCCUGGCCACCUGGGGACUGGCACUAUGGUGCACAGUGGCCCAAUGUAGCCAAAGGAAGUUUUAUAAAAGACAGUAAAAUGUAUAUCAAUAAACAUUUCAUAACUUGCAGCCAA
Molecule: messenger RNA, 1857 nt
Organism: Cercocebus atys (sooty mangabey)
Lineage: Eukaryota; Metazoa; Chordata; Mammalia; Primates; Cercopithecidae
Gene: MRGPRF
Product: MAS-related GPR, member F
Exons: 1
Coding region: 55-969 (304 amino acids)
Biological process (GO): G protein-coupled receptor signaling pathway
Cellular component (GO): membrane
Molecular function (GO): G protein-coupled receptor activity
Source: RefSeq, a predicted model, not a curated record